AUGGGCUCUGUCUCUGAUGCCAAAGGACCUAGCAGCAAGGCAGUCGUCCACAGCCUUCAUUGCCAAACGGACGACUCAACGAAUCGGCUGCUUCGACGCUUUUGGGAGCUCGAAGAGCUACAGCCCCCGUUAUCACCGGAGGACCGAGAAUGUGAGCGGCACUUUCGAGAGACGCACUAUCGGGACGAAACAGGCCGCUACUCGGUGCACCUACCUUUCAAAUUGGAUCCAAGCCUCGCCCUGAAGCCCAGCAGAUCGACGGCGCUAAAGCUGCUGCUUAGCUGUGAGCGCAAGUUGGCGUCCAACGAAGCCUGGCGAGACAAGUACUCGCAGUUCAUAGACGAGUACGCAGCCUUGGGUCACAUGCAGGCGCUACCGGAAUCUGCGGUUCAGGAUGCAGCCUACUAUCUACCGCACCAUGCUGUGGCGAAGCGAUACGACCCUACCGGCAAAAUCAGGGUCGUCUUCAAUGCCUCCUUUCGCACCGCCGCGGGAUCCUCUCUCAACGACUGUCUGCUGCCUGGACCGAAACUGCAGUCAGACCUCUGGAUGAUUCUAACACGAUGGUGCCUAUUUCGAGUAGUAUUUACCUCGGAUAUUGUUAAAAUGUUUCGGCAGAUUCGAGUAGACCCGGCGGACGUGGACUGGACCAGGAUACUUUGGCGCUCCAGACCCGAUGAACCUGUACAGGACUUCAGGCUCAAGACCGUCACCUAUGGCACAGCCUGCGCGCCCUUCCUUGCGCUGCGGAUGACAUCCUUGCCGGAGCCGACGACGAGGAAGCAGCUCUGGAAUUACGACGACAGGUCAUCUCCAUCCUGCAAUCGGGAGGCUUCGAUCUGA
Molecule: messenger RNA, 843 nt
Organism: Osmia lignaria (orchard mason bee)
Lineage: Eukaryota; Metazoa; Arthropoda; Insecta; Hymenoptera; Megachilidae
Source: RefSeq, a predicted model, not a curated record